This is a messenger RNA of Camellia sinensis, 1965 nucleotides long. RefSeq lists its product as uncharacterized. Lineage: Eukaryota; Viridiplantae; Streptophyta; Magnoliopsida; Ericales; Theaceae. The record is from RefSeq and is a predicted model, not a curated record.
GCUUUUCUUCAUUUUUCAAUUAUUUUCAUUCUUUUUUCCUUUCUUUUUUUUUUCGCUCACUGUUUGUUUUCAUUUUUUCUCUCUUGCUUUUUGUUUUUUCAUUUUCUCCCUAAAUUCAUAUUGAGACCCAAUAUUAAAAUAAACAAACAAAACAACAAAACAAAAACAAACUGGGUUGCAUUUGGGGCCGGCCGGGCCCUAAUAAAGCACUGCCGGGCUCCAAUGGAGCCGCCCAGGUCAUGAUAGCAACAGGGGCAAUUUUGGAAAAACCAUAACCCGUGUUUUAAGCACAUCCCAACCUUCACUUCACACACACACAAGGUCGAAAAUCCCUCCCCCUCUCUCUCUAGGUUUCCUCUCCUCUCGCAAAACCCAUCAACCCAUAAAUUUUUUUCCUUAAACUCCUUUCAAUCCUCUACCUUUUGAACCAAACGAAACUUGAUCUGGUUAAGGUUUUUGAUUUGCCCUUGGUUUUCCUUGAUUCUCAAACCUUUACCCACAUUUUUCCUUCCUCCUCUUUUGAUUUUUCCUUUCUCUUUUUUCUCUCUCCUAGGGUUUUGGUCUUAGGUGCGGAUAUUGAGGCUGAGGGCGUUCAUGAGCCUAUAUUUCCUCCUUUUGUUGAUAGGCCAUUCGAUGAAGCCACUUACCAGCCAUGUACACACACUCUGACCCCAAGUGGUAUCUUAAGAUUCGAGGGCCUCAUCCCAAGGAUAGAUGAGGACAUUUUGCUGCAAGAGCCCGCGGAGCACUUGUCCGCCGACGCUUCCACAGUGAUAGCCAGGAGGAUUGGCAGUUACGGGUCCAUAUCCGACCCUGGACACUGGUAUAAGAGGCUUCCUGUGCAGGUCCGCACAUAGGUCGAUGCUACCGGCUUUGGGCCCUUCUGUUCAAGGCUCAUACAGAUGAGGGCUGAGCAACUGCUCUACGGAGCCUUGAUAGAAAGUGGUGGGACACCACUGACUUGUUCCAUUUCUCGUUGAUUGGGGAGUUGACCUUGACUCCAUAUGAUUUCUCGAUGCUCACUGGCCUGUGGGUAGGGGUUGGCAGCCCAAUCUCAUUUGAUUUUGAUAUGACGCAGUGGAGAGCCACCCAGUGCCAGCUCCUCAGGGCAAUCCCAGACACCACCAGCUACAGGAUAGUGAGGUACAAUUGGUUCUUUGAUCACUUCUCCACCUUUCAGCUAGCCACUUUAGAUGAGGUCACCCGAUACACCCACGGCUUUCUUAUGUAUCUCCUCGGUACUACCCUGUUUGCGAAGAGGUAAAAUACCGUGGGGCUAUAUCUCGUGGGAGCAUUGGUACAUCUACCACAAGUGGUAGAGUAUGACUGGGGUGGUGCCGGCUUGGUUACCCUGUACUGCUAUAUGCGCUCUGUAUCUCGUCGAAAGGCGAAUUCACUUGGCGGCUACUGGAGGGUUUGGGAGCUAUGGGUUUACACAUAUUUCAUCUCUCUUGCUCUAGUCCCAGUACGACCUCUUCAGUUGUCAAUACCCCACUCCCGGUACUACAACUCUCGAUUCGAGCGGUGCCGCCGUGUGGACCGAGACUUCCCUUACCUUUUCCGUUUCUUUGACCCCAUCACCGCAAAUCAGGUUGACUGGCACCCCUGGGUGGGCAUCCCUCAGACAGCGAGGAUGACCUACGUUGCUGCAUGGCAUGCCUCCACCAUACGGAUUCUGUUUGAGGGUCCUUUUGGCAGGGCAUAUUACUUGGGGGAGAGGUUUAUUCGUCAGACACGAGGUGUAGCUGAUCCCGACAUCCUACAUCCUCCUCCUCAAGGCAUGCAGGUAGUUGAUGACCUCCAUGACAGACCCCAGAUCGACUUCCUGAUGCUAGGGUGUGGCUAACCUUUUUCACACCCUUUUUCGGAAGGUUUGAAAGAGGGCCCUCACAGUUCGGACUCCCGUGGUUUUGAAUCUAAUCUCACAAGUGCAAUGUGAAACUGAUAAACACCAAAGAGUCCAAA